This is a messenger RNA of Erinaceus europaeus (western European hedgehog), 715 nucleotides long. It is a transcript of the gene MRPS25, whose product is annotated as mitochondrial ribosomal protein S25. The coding region runs from base 93 to 638 and encodes 181 amino acids. The transcript has 4 exons. Gene Ontology annotation, molecular function: structural constituent of ribosome. Gene Ontology annotation, cellular component: mitochondrion. The record is from RefSeq and is a predicted model, not a curated record. Lineage: Eukaryota; Metazoa; Chordata; Mammalia; Eulipotyphla; Erinaceidae.
GCGCUGCACGCUGGGAGCCGGCCCGUGAGGCGGCGCGGGAAGCCGCGAGGCGCACUGAAGAGAAGUGGCGGAGGCGCUGCCCGGCUGCCGCCAUGCCGACGCUCGGGGCCAUCGCGAAGUCCAUGAAGGGCCGCUUCCCCAUCCGCCGGACGGUGAAGUACCUGAGCCGGGGCGACGUGGUGUUCAAGGACUCCGUCAAGGUCAUGACGGUCAACUACAAUACGUGCGGGCCGCUCGGCGAGGGCGCCAGGAAGUUCGUGUUCUUCAACGUUCCCCAGAUCCAGUACAAGAAUCCUUGGGUGCAGAUUAUGCUGUUCAAGAACAUGACGCCCUCACCUUUCCUGCGCUUCUACCUGGACUCCGGGGAGCAGGUCCUGGUGGACGUGGAGAGCAAGUCCAACACAGAGAUCAUGGCACACGUCCGGAAAAUCUUGGGGAAGAACAAGGACACACUCCGACGGGAGGAGCAGGAGAAGCAGCAACUCUCGCACCCAGCCCACUUUGGGCCCCGGAAGUACUGCCUGCGGGAGUGUAUCUGCGAGGUGGAGGGCCAGGUGCCCUGCCCCGGCCUAGUGCCACUGCCCAAGGAGAUGACGGGGAAGUACCAAGCCUCACUGAGAGCCGACACCCAGGACUGAGUCCUCUCACGGUGGCUGCUGUCCAGUUGCCCAGUGGAGCCUGCCCCUCUGCCAAUAAAGUAGUUACUUGAUGGUGA